Mytilus trossulus (common blue mussel) is the source of this 965-nucleotide messenger RNA. RefSeq names its product GM1b/asialo-GM1 oligosaccharide-binding R-type lectin-like. The transcript has 2 exons. Lineage: Eukaryota; Metazoa; Mollusca; Bivalvia; Mytilida; Mytilidae. Bases 82 to 477 code for a protein of 131 amino acids. The record is from RefSeq and is a predicted model, not a curated record.
CCCGUCAUAAUUGUUUCUGCUUUUUCAUCAAGUAUCGUCUUAGACCGUAUCAGGUAACCUAAAUCAGACAAACAACAAACCAUGGUUGAUGUUACUGCAGGGAAAUACUUUAUUCAGAACAAGCUGAAUGGAUUCCGGUUAUUUUAUAACGAUGAUAGAGAGGAGCUUGGAUGUUUUGACGGAGAGAUGUUUGAAGAUCAGUUAUGGUUUAUAUCAAAGAAAUCUAACGGUUUUUAUUCCAUCGUAAGAGACCGGAAGCAUUUAUGUUAUGACGGCUGCGCAUUGUCGAUGACGGAUGUUGCUCGUGACAACUCCCUCUGGGUUUUUGAAGAAGACGGCGAUAGUAAAGGCUUUGUUCGCAUCAUUAAUAAAGUAUACAAUGACAACGUGUUCUAUGCUGCUGAGGAAGACGAACUAAACGGAAGUGGGGAUGAAAAUGAUGAUCAAGUGUGGUUACUAAUAAGAAAAAGUGAUUGAAUUACUUUUUUUGUAAUAUAUCGAAUAAUCUUUUGUUUUAUCAUUGUCGGGGACAUAAUAAAGGCUGUUAAUUUUUUUAAAUUUUUUUCAAAUGUGUUUUGAACAGAAUUGCUGUACGUAUCAUUGGGAUUAUUGUAACGGAAUUUUAUUUUAGUUCCGUCUAUUCUAAAGAUCUUUGCUUCGAAUGUUUAUGUUUUCUGUGGGAUAAAAUAUAUUUUUGAUUUAAAAAAUAAAUAUUCAAAACGUUUGUUCAUACAUUCGAAAUUUCCAAAACAGUCUUCAUAUCAUUUGUAUGAGAUAGGUUGUUUUAAUAAUAAAACAUUAAGAAGUUAUAAAUAAUGUUAUGAUGCAAUUUUAGCCUCACUUCAAAAAUAGUCAGCAUCUUUUUGUGAGUGGCAAGAACGGUUGAACAGAUAAAUCAUAUUACUAUUCCUUUCUAGAAAAGUUAGUAUUUACAUGAAAUACGUUUAUGAAGAUCUCAGCUUCAU